Messenger RNA from Pochonia chlamydosporia 170, 942 nucleotides. RefSeq names its product catalase domain-containing protein. NCBI's taxonomy places the organism in Eukaryota, Fungi, Ascomycota, Sordariomycetes, Hypocreales, Clavicipitaceae. Bases 1 to 942 code for a protein of 313 amino acids. Gene Ontology annotation, cellular component: mitochondrion; cytoplasm; peroxisome. Gene Ontology annotation, molecular function: catalase activity; heme binding. The transcript has 3 exons. Gene Ontology annotation, biological process: hydrogen peroxide catabolic process; response to hydrogen peroxide. The record is from RefSeq and is a predicted model, not a curated record.
AUGCCUAUGCCGGCCAACCCGGAGAUCCAAGCGACCGGUGAAGCUCUUGCUGCGACACUCCAGUCGCUAUCGGGCCCACGCCCCGGCUUUCGUCCCGUUGUCGAUACGGAAGGUCAUGCAAAGGGGAUUCUUCUACAGGGCACCUUUGAGCCAACCCCUCAAGCAAAAGCGCUCUCUAAAGCCCACCACUUCAAUGAAUCGUCGACGCCGGUUAUAGCCCGUUUUUCAUCAUCAACUGGUAACCCUGACAUCCCGGACUCAGAUCCGCGGGGCAACCCCCGCGGAUUUGCACUUCGCUUUCAGUUAGCUGAGACGCCACGGCGUGUACACACCGACAUUAUAGCCCACAGCAUUGAUGGCACACCUGGGAGCGACGGCAAAGAGGUGUUGCGCUUUUUCACUGGGCUGAAGAACGAAACCGUUGGUGAAUACCUCACUGGCCACCCCAAGGCAGCAGAGUUUAUGAACAUACCGCGACCAUUUCCUGCUAGUUUUGCUCACCAGCGACAUUACGCCGUUAAUACCCUCAAGCUCGUUGCAUCGUCCGGGGCGGAAACCUUCAUUCGGUAUCGUUUCGAGCCUGUUGCUGGUGUGAGAAACAUAAGUGCCGAGGAGGCCGCCGCUAACGGACCAAACUACCUUUUCGGUGAGAUUCCCAAGACACUGGCCGAGGGCCCAAUUCAGUUCCGCCUUAUGGCACAGGUAGCUGAGGAGGGAGAUGUAACCGACGACUGCUUGGUGAAGUGGCCUGAGACCAGGACCAUGGUAGAAUUAGGGAUGGUCAGCCUCCGCGCUGUCAUGCAGCAUAAUGAAGCCGUACAGAAGUACAUCAUUUUCGACCCAGUGCCCAGGGUCGACGGCGUUGAGGCUUCUGAUGAUCGACUCUUGCAGUAUAGAGCUGCUGCAUAUCUGGCCAGUGGACUAGAGCAUAGAAAGGGCUGA